Messenger RNA from Triticum urartu, 2586 nucleotides. RefSeq lists its product as uncharacterized. Lineage: Eukaryota; Viridiplantae; Streptophyta; Magnoliopsida; Poales; Poaceae. The record is from RefSeq and is a predicted model, not a curated record.
GCAGACUACUAGACCUGUGCCCUUGCUUGCCGAAACACACACACACACACACACACACACACACACACACACACACAGAGAGAGAGAGAGAGAGAGAGAGAGAGAGAGAGAGAGAGAGAGAUGUUGGAUGUGUGGAGUUCUGCUGUGGGAUGGUGGGACGAGUGGCAGCUGCGCAUCCUCGUCCUCGGCAGCCUCGGCAUUCAAUGGUUUCUGCUGGUGGCUGCCCCCAUGCGCAAGUACACCGUCCGGCGCUACUUCAGGCUAUGCAUACGGCUUGCAUACAUUAGCAGCGAUGCUCUGGCCAUCUAUGCGCUGGCUACCCUCUUCAACCGUCACGUCAGGGCGACCAGCGGCAGCAGUAGCUGUGAUGGCAUUGUGCACAACAAGGCGAAGAUCCUGGAGGUCCUAUGGGCUCCUGUCCUGCUCAUCCAUCUCGGCGGGCAGCAGGAGCUGACUGCCAACACCAUCGAAGACAACGAGCUGUGGGUAAAGCACACCGUGACCCUAGUGUCUCAGGUCGCGGUUGCCAUGUACGCCUUCUACAAGUCGUGGCCUAACUACAGCGACUGGAAGCUAUUGGCAUCAGCGAUCCUGCUCUUCGUCCUUGGGGUCGUCAGUUUCAGUGAGAAGCCAUGGGCCCUCAAGAAAGCCAGUAUUAAAAGAUUGACGUCUGUGUCAGCGCCGAUACAAGGAACAAAGAAGCGUACAAGAUUGGCGGUGUACUUGGACGAUCUUUUGUUCUCCGAUUGGUACAACUGCUUCACCACCAAGUCCGGCGACAAGAAGCAGCCGGAGCUGGCGGCGGGCGAGGAGUAUUUUGUGGACUUGUCGGAUGAAGAGAAAGCCUAUAUGGUGCUCUCGGAUAUGUCGCUGUCAGCUGCUGCCGAUGACCUUGUACAGCGAGGCAGAGCUCGAAAUGUGCAGGAUGUUCUUCGGCCUCUGAGCACCAAGGCGGAAAACGAUAUGAAGCGCUGGCUGCGUGGUGCGUAUGGGCUCAUAUAUACCAGAGGUAAUUUGGUUUUCACUGGCCCAUACCUGGUUUACCAUGUGCUGGUGGUGCCGAUCCUGCACAUCGCCGCCCUCACGCUGUUUGCGACGGGCGACAAGGAUGGGUACAACCGCACGGAUGUGAAGAUCACAUACGUCCUCCUGUGCCUCACCGCCGCGCUGGAUGUUUUUGCGGUGUUCAUCCGCCAGCUACUGCACCGGGCCAUGUCUGCAAAGAGUGUCCCGUCCUUGUGCGAGAUGGUACCACGCUACAACCUCGUGGACGCGGUUCUCCGGCGGAGGCAUAAGGUUGGGUGGCUGGUCAAGUGCGCUGCCCGCAUGGGCUGCAAGGAGUACUUCGAGUGCCAAGGCGUCCGUCAAGACUACAGAUUGUACAAGAAUGUGUUGGAGAUGGUCCUUGCAGAUCUGGUGGAUGCACAGGGCCGCGACCUUGCCAAUUACAGGGUCUUCACGGUGCAAGACGAAUCAGGCACCGCUGUGCUGCCGGCGGAGGAUGUUGGGGCAGGUGCCGAGAUAAUGCAGCAGAGAAGCCCGGGAGCGGCCAACUGGGCUCUAAGUGAGGAGCUGCAGAAGGUGUGCGGCCCCAAGGUACGGGGAGCCCUGCGCGGGUCGUUCGACAGGAGCGUCCUCGUUUGGCACAUCGCCACUGACCUCUGCUUCCGCAUGGAAGGUCCUCCUCCCGCCGACGGCGAGGGAGACUCACACUGGCUUCGCAUCAAGUGCACAGAAGCAAUAUCCAGCUACAUGGCUCGGCUGCUUAAUUUCCACCCGGACAUGCUGCUCACCGGCAGCAGGCAGUACCUGGUCAGUGAAGCCAAGGAUGAAUUCGAGUUCUUGUUGGACCGCGCCAUGGUAGGUAACAGAGGCAAGCUGCUCAGUAAAGAGGACCUGACCAAGAUCAUCGACGACGGGCUGCUGAAAGGGGAACAUUUCCACAUCCCCAAUGCAUGCAGUCUUGCAAAGGAGCUGCUGAAAAUUGAACCGCCGUCCACGCGCUGGAGGGUGAUGUACCGGGUGUGGCUGGGCAUGCUCUUCUACUCCGCCAGCAUGUGCAGGGGCUACCUGCACGCUAAGAGCUUGGGUGAAGGUGGUGAGUUUCUCUCCUACGUCUGGCUCGUCCUCUCGCUCAAGGGUGCCAAGACCCUGGCCGACAAGCUUCAGAUGCUGGAGGGAGACGACGAGGAAUCAACACUGGCCGACAAGCCUCAGAUUCCGGAGGGAUCGGAGACGACCAGGAACCAACACCCUGGUGGAAACCCGCCAGUAUUUGGUUAGGAAAUCAUCCGUCUAUGAUGCUUCAAUUCGACCACCGAUGCCAUGAUUUUACAUAUCAAUUCUACUGUUUGAUUGUUUUUUUGUCUAAUUUCUAGCUAGCGUUCUCCGAUCCAACUACUGGCCGGUUUGUUUGCUGCCUUCCUUGCCUGGGCGUUCGCCCAGGGCUUAAUUGAUUCAGUUUGUUUCAUUUUUUGUCUUUGUGCGAUGAGUAAAAUGCAGCGUAAUAGUGACCGUAUAAUCAGCACAACAUGUAUGUAGUGAUCGUAUUCUUGAGUACAGUGAUGAAAGUGAGCGUACACGACA